AACGAUGACCGUCGUCGACACUUCCAGCGACUCCGAGCUUGUUCGCCUGCUGAGUACCAUCCAGGAGCUAUCAGAGCAGCUCAGCCAGAAUCGCUCGCUAGCAACAUCCCUUUACACCACCACUGGAACUGUCAAGACCCAGGCUACUCACGCUCAAACCGGAUUCGUGUUGCGUAGAUUCAACCUCGACAAGACCAAAGAGGCAUAUGAUGCUGAACUCCAACGAAUGAAUGCUUCCCUCGUCUCUGAUAACCAAAAUCUACAACAUGACAACAAGCAACUAGGCAUUCUCAUUCGAGAAUACGAACAAACGUUGGAAAGCGUAAUGAGCGCUUUCCGGACGCGAGCUCGUGACGUGCAAGAACACGAGCUAGCUUUCAUCCGGGAUUACGAAUCAAAACUCCUCAAGAAAGAAUCCGAGAACCUGCUGCGCGCACUGACCACCAGCACUAGCGAGUCUGUUUCUUUGGCCCGUAUGUCCAGGGCACUGCGUAAGCUUAUGCGGUUGCUCAACGGCGAGGAUGCGCUGUCCUCCGCCAGUGGCUCGCCGAGCCCUGACGGUGCUAGCUCACCAGCAAACGAAGCGUUCGAGUUUGACGAGGGGAGAAAGGACGAUCGUGCACUUGAGCAGGAGAUCGAGCUUGCACGUCUCCAGAAAGAGAACAUCGUUCUGAGACGGAUGCUUAAUCUUCAGCUACCGGAAUCGGAGUACAGAGGAAGUGGAGUCGAGAGUAUAGGCACCGUUGAUUUACAUCGACACCUUGUCCCACGCCCGUCUUCAAUGAUACAACGGGGGGAGAAACUCGGUGGAAUGCGUGGCACCGUUGGGCCUUAUGGAACGUACAAGCGGAGACCAGGGCAGGCGUUAUAGGUAGCUCAUCCGUCCACCUCGUUGCUGUUUUCUUUUACAUUGUAGCUGUGUUUGCGCUGUCGUUUGCCCGGUUCCCUUUUGCAUACACUACUAGCACUGAUCCUGGAAUCUAUCCUCACCUACUAUUUCAGAUAUCAUGAGUCCUGCAUUUGCACUUUCUAGUCAAUAUUCUCUGGAGGCCGAGUAUUGGAAUUGUGAAGAGAUGGGGGAAUGGAGCAUUUGAAUGCGAAACACCAUUCAUGCUGGCUGCAUCGAUUCGUGGGGCACUGCGAGACCCCUUCUCAUGUGAAGCGCCAACUAGCUUCUGGAUGUUUCCACAUCGAAAGGCCGUGACUGUUCGAUUGACUGGUGUGGUUCCCCAACACGAGGUAGGCAG
This is a messenger RNA of Pisolithus orientalis, 1247 nucleotides long. RefSeq lists its product as uncharacterized. The transcript has 6 exons. The coding region runs from base 5 to 871 and encodes 288 amino acids. The record is from RefSeq and is a predicted model, not a curated record. NCBI's taxonomy places the organism in Eukaryota, Fungi, Basidiomycota, Agaricomycetes, Boletales, Pisolithaceae.